UGCUGGUCCUCGUUCUCGUCCUCGUCGUCAUUCUCGUCGUCGUUCUCGUCGUCGACGUCGUCGUCGUCGGCGUCGUCGCACCGCGCCGCUGGCGUGGCCCUCGGAGGUACCGCGCCUUUACCAGGCUGCUGCUGCCCGCGCGGCAGGCCGUGCGCCCCCUAGGGGCGGCCGAGCUGGCGCGCCUCGUGCAGGACAUCUACGCGGGCCUGGUCGUCGAGGUCGCCAGCAGCGGCUCGAGGCCCCGGAGCUUCCCGGACAUGGUCCACGCCAUCGCCGCUCGGCGCUGGGGCUUGCGCGCUGCCGUCAGCCAGAGGUGCUGGUGCCUGGUCUACAGCGUGGACCGGCUGAAGAGCAGCCACCUCUUCGCGGGCCUCUUCGGGAGGCUCCUGGACGAGUCCAUGGACCGCCUCGACCUGCAUUACCUCCUGCGCGCCUGGCAGUUCGUGGUGCCCUCCGCGUCCAGGCCCGGGAUCGGCGCCGCGCAGGCCAUCCACCUCGUGAGGAGGCUGCUUGAGCAGGAGGAGGUCCAGAGCCUCAUCUCGCAGAGGCUCUCCUCGGGAGAGCCGCGGCGCGCCGUGCGCGGCCACGAGGCCGCCGGCCAGGCCGCCCUGAUGCAGCAGGCCACGCUCAUGCGCCUCGACGCCGAGAUGACGCCGCCAGGCGGCGGCCCCGAGGUCCCCCUGGACCCCCUCCGGUUCGUGAGUGCGGUCGUGGACGAGUUCUCCCGCGCGGCCGCUGUCCCGCACGGCGACCCGGCGGGCGGCGGAGAACCGGCCAGCCCCAGCGCGGAGGGCGUCUCGGCCGCGGGCGGGGCGGAGGAGCGCUCGGCG
Messenger RNA from Prorocentrum cordatum, 830 nucleotides. Lineage: Eukaryota; Dinophyceae; Prorocentrales; Prorocentraceae. The record is from the annotation of a GenBank genome assembly.